Messenger RNA from Marmota flaviventris (yellow-bellied marmot), 2882 nucleotides. It is a transcript of the gene H3-3b, whose product is annotated as H3.3 histone B. Lineage: Eukaryota; Metazoa; Chordata; Mammalia; Rodentia; Sciuridae. Gene Ontology annotation, cellular component: nucleosome. The record is from RefSeq and is a predicted model, not a curated record. Gene Ontology annotation, molecular function: protein heterodimerization activity; structural constituent of chromatin; DNA binding.
GGGGUUUGGAGCGCAGAGCGGUUUGGUCGUUCGUUGGAGUGGUAUCGUUCUUUUGCUCCGCAGCUGCAGGUCUUCACUGGGCAGCAGCUCGGCGCGGCGGUCGGAGAAGCGGCCUAAGAUUUCGGCGUUGGGUAAGAGAAAAUGGCCCGAACCAAGCAGACCGCGCGUAAGUCCACUGGUGGGAAAGCCCCCCGCAAACAGCUGGCCACCAAGGCUGCCAGGAAAAGCGCCCCCUCUACCGGCGGGGUGAAGAAACCUCAUCGCUACAGGCCCGGGACUGUGGCUCUUCGAGAGAUUCGUCGUUACCAGAAGUCGACCGAGCUUCUCAUCCGGAAGUUGCCUUUCCAGAGAUUGGUGAGAGAGAUCGCCCAGGAUUUCAAAACCGACUUGAGGUUUCAGAGUGCAGCCAUUGGCGCCCUUCAGGAGGCUAGUGAAGCGUACCUGGUGGGUUUAUUUGAAGAUACUAAUCUGUGUGCCAUCCACGCUAAGAGAGUCACCAUCAUGCCCAAAGACAUCCAGUUGGCUCGCCGGAUACGGGGAGAGAGAGCUUAAGUGAAGGCAGUUUUUAUGGCGUUUUGUAGUAAAUUCUGUAAAAUACUUUGGUUUAAUUUGUGACUUUUUUUGUAAGAAAUUGUUUAUAAUAUGUUGCAUUUGUACUUAAGUCAUUCCAUCUUUCACUCAGGAUGAAUGCGAAAAGUGACUGUUCACAGACCUCAGUGAUGUGAGCACUGUUGCUCAGGAGUGACAAGUUGCUAAUAUGCAGAAGGGAUGGGUGAUAUUUCUUGCUUCUCAUGAUGCAUGUUUCUGUAUGUUAAUGACUUGUUGGGUAGUUAUUAAGGUACUAGAAUUGAUAAAUGUGUACAGGGUCCUUUUGCAAUAAAACUGGUUAUGACUUGAUCCAAGUGUUUAACAAUUGGGGCUGUUAAGUCUGACCAUACAUCACUGUGAUAGAAUGCGGGCUUUUUCAAGGGUGAAGAUACAAGUCUUAACCACAGUGUAACUUACAGUUUCCUAAAAAAAAAAAAAAAAAGGAAAAAAAAAGAAAAGAAAAAAAGUAAACCUGGCAGCUAUAGAAUACACUAUGUGCAUUUAUAAUAGCUAUUUUAUAUAUUGUAGUGUCAACAUUUUUAAAUUAAAUGUUUUACAUUCACAAGUGGUGGGGAGUCUUGUCAUUAAGGUGUGUAUAAUUUAGAGUCCAGUUGGUUUUCUCCUAACUAGAGACUGCACUUGUUUUCAUAGUAGUAAAAUGCUAUGUGUAAUAUACCUUGCAUAAGUCCUCAUUCUACCACAUGUUAACUAACCCUCUAGCUGAUAAUGCAAACACUAACUGGGGGAUUUUAUUUAUAAGGGCUCUAGAAUAAAAUAACAAGUUAUUCACACCAGCAUCAUCUGUUAACUAAUAUUCUAUCUAGUUUAGCUUUUCAUAGUGUUGUGGUUGGUUUUAAAUCUAGGUUUUCUUCUAAGAGGAAAUAAUAUCAAGGGUUGGUUCUUUACCUUAUGGAGUUUAGUGUGGGGGAGGAGCAGGCAGCUCCAGGUUUAUUGGAUCUCUGCAAAUUACGAUGGUGUUGGGAUAGAUUACAUCUGGUUAUUUACUGUCCUGGGAAAAUCCCUUUUAUAUAAGAGAUGGCCUUCCAAGUGGUUUUUAAAUUUAUCCUUUAUUGAGGUUUUUAGGUCAAUUAUGUAUGUUGACUAAAUUUACAAAUAAACUUGUUUAUUCAACUAAGUGUCAAAAACCUAAAUUGAAUGUUAUAGAACCUUAAUAUGUCCAUAACUUAAAUUCUACACAUUUUAAAAGUUUGAGCUUUAUUUCAGCUCUUGCUUGGUAGAUGAACCUUUUAUUUACAAAAAAAGCAUGUAAAACUGCCCUUAGAUCUAUAAAAAUUCCCUGAUGUAGCUCAGUAAUAGAAUGUGUCUAGCAUGCAGGAAGGCCUUGGUUUUGAUCUCCAGCACCUGUGCAAAAGAAUACUGCUAUAUUUUGUACCAUGGGCUUUUAUAGCAAAGUAUGUUAAUAGCUUUACCCCAUCCCCAUAAUGUUAACAAAGUAAAAUUAAGUUGCAUUUAUUAGGGAAGUUCUUGUUAAAGUUGUAGGGCUUGCGUUUGGGGUUUAUUCCAUGCAUCUCUUUUUGGAGCAGGCUUAGAACCCAUUUUAAACAAAUCUACAAGGUGUGGAAUUGUCAAAGCUGUUUUCAGCAGCAUGGAACAAGUCUUGAGCAAUGAGGGCUGCUUGCAAGGCAUAAUGCAUGAAUGUCAGCAAGACUUGACCUCGAAAGCCACCCCUUUAAAGCAUUCCAAUGAAGCUAGUAGCUAUAUAGAAGUUCUUGCUCUACUAAAGUUUGGAUUAAUUUCUGAUUUUGAAGUGCUUGAAAGAGGUAAGAUGCUGUAUGGUUGCUUAUCCAGCUUUCAACUAGUUUUUUUUUUUUUUUUUGACAAAGUCCCAUCUGAACCAGAUCUGGAACCAGGCAUACUUACUAAUUCUGAGAAUUUCCUUAUGUGCUUCUGAACAAGACAAAUACUAGGCAUUGGAGUGUUCCCAAAAGUGGCAGCAACUAAAAGGCAGAGAAACAGCCACAGGAAUGGGGAGAGUAAGCUUGCUGAAUUGAUGGAUAAUCCAAGUGGGUGACAAUAUUGAGCCUUCUCAUCAGUCUUGAAGUCUCUUGGAGAAGGCUUGGGCAGGCUAGAAGGUACUGCUGAAACAGCUCUAUGUGGACUUCCACACUUGGACACAACCUAGAAGAUAUUUUUUGAUUCUAGGAACUUGCUCUUACAGCAUGUCCCUGGAUAAGAGUAAUGGAUCAGAAUAUGUAAGGAGGAAAGCAUAGUUGAAGCUGAUGGUGUAACCUGUGCCCUUGAUGGAUGAGACAAAAAUAAAAGUUUUUUUUUUU